CUCUUUAGUAACCAGUCGAAUUGAACAGUUCAACAAAUGAGGGAAAAGCCAAUAAUUUACCUUAAUUACUUGUGAUCUUUUUCUGUGUUCCAAUAAACGACCCACCAGAUUGGCCUUGAGAUAAUUAUCCUGCCUGUUCCAUUAGAAUUGAUUGACCAUUAGGAAUUAAAGAUAAACAGAUUAGAUUCCUAAUUCUAAUUCUAUUCUAAACUAAUAAUAAUUCUCUCUGAUUGUCCAUUCGUUCAUCACCCUGUGUCUAACAAGUAUCUUUGUCUUCAUUAUAUUUUCCUCUGCUCUCUAUGGUUUAGUCGCGUUUUUUGGGCGCUGGUUCAUCGCCUUUGCCUUCAUCGUUUCGUUUUUAAUAUUCUGGUGUUUUGUUUCUUUCUUUACCAAAGAUUAACUCACCGAUUGAACCAGCAAAUCGAAGAGAAUUCAUCUAAAUCGGAUUAAUAAUUCUCUUCAAUUUCUCUGUUUACAUGUUACCAUCUAUUAAUUUGUUCUCAUUUUCCUCUUACUCUCUCCUUUCCUUUUCUAUGUUUAUUUUUCUCUCUCUACUCUCUGUGAAUUUCCAAUCAAACCUUAAAUUGAACCUAAUUAACUGAUUGUUUUUCCUUCUUAUUCAAUUCUAAACCAUUCGCAUCAUCAGAAUCAAUAUUCAUCAUUCUCAUUAAUCAUUCUGAUUGAAGAAAAUCAAAUCUCACUACAAAUUGCGGAAGAAUCAACUUGUUUGUCUAAUCUCUGUUUCCACCCAGAGUGUUGUAAUUGCUUAUGUGUGGAGUAUCUCAAGUGCUCUUGGUGAUUAAUUCUUAUUCUUGUUGUUGUUAAUUGUUGGAUUGUUUUCACUUGAUUUAGAAGGUGAUUUCUCUUGAUGGCUAGCCCACUUGGUUCAUUCUCUGGUUCCUCAAGCCAUUCUCUUCGAAGCUCUCGAAAAGAGAGUAACACCGGUGAACCAAAUUCCUCCUCCGAUGUUCACCAUUCCCACCAUUCUCACAACUAUGGACACUAUCGAAGUCACUCUUCGUCCAGAGAUAGUCGCUCUUUCGUUGGCACUGGUGGCAUAGUCACUGGAAAUCCUGCCUGGCUUCAAAGGAAGAUCCACCUUCGUCCUGCUCUCCGUGGAUGCCAUUUAGUUACCGAUGAAGUGCUUAAACAAUUACCAGAAUUGUCGAAAUUUUUUGUAGGAAUGUGUCACAUUCACGUUCUUCAUACAUCAGCAAGUUUAGCUUUAAAUGAGAAUUGGGAUCCUGAUGUUAGAGAAGACAUGGAAAUGUUUUUAUCUAGAUUAGUGCCUGAGAGUACUCCAUUUCGCCAUUCAUGUGAAGGACCAGAAGAUAUGCCAGCUCAUAUCAAAGCUUGUUUCCUAGGAGCAUCUCUAACGAUCCCGGUCUCCGAUGGUAAAUUGACCUUAGGGCCUUGGCAGGGAAUUUGGCUGUGUGAACAUCGUAAUCGAGCUGGAUCAAGACAAAUUGUCGUCACUCUCAAUGGUUUCUUGAAAAACGAUCCAUCCUAAACAAUAGUAACUUCACAUUCAACAUUGAACAAUCAAUUAUGGAAAACUAAUCAACAAUUUAAACGGGAUGGACUUUUGGUGAUAAAUAUAUAAUAUACCUAAAUGUAUAUAAAAAAUCAAAUCAAGUCCUAGAGACUUAAUCACAAUCCACCUUAUAAUAUGUUUCCAUGAAUCUACAACAAUUUAACAGCGGCAAGAAUUCAUUGGAAUCAUAAUAACCUCAUCAUCUUCGUCAUCAUCUAUUAAUACUAAAGCAAAGAUCAAAGAGACAUUGGCAAUUUUUUUUGGACAUAUUUCGACAACAAUUAAAACACUUAAGAUAUAAAAAUAUAUAUUCACACGUAAAUUCAACAAUUAAAACGAUAAUUAACAAAAUGGAAAAUCAAAAAGCUCAACAACAAUCAGAGAGGAAUCUAUUUUCUCUUCGCAAUCAACUUUACUGAUCAAGAGCAAUUUAAAACAAGGAGAUACAAUUUAGCUCUAAUUGUGUCGUUAUUUUAACUAAAUCAAAUAUCGAGGUUUAAUCAACAGCGAAAUUUAAAUGUACACCAACGUUGCACCUUCAAAAAUGAUGAUCACCAAUCUUAACCUUUGAUGUUAAUAAUAAUUCAGAAUUGCUAUUAGUUUAAAUUGAUUACGAUUACCAAUAGAUCAGCUUAGUUAUUGAGUUAAUAGAAUUAAUUUUUAAUCAUAUUAAUUGUUUCCAAUUUGGAAAAAGAAAACACUUUCCCUAAAUAGUUACUCUCGGGCUUCUAAUCAAUUUUGAAUUAUUAUUAUCACUUGAUUUUACUCAUUUGCUUGAAAAUAAUGUCCGAACAGUGUGUUAAUCAUUAACAAUUAACGAAUGUAAACUAAUCAACGAAGAAACCCAACAAUUAUAUUUAAUUGCAAUUCUUGCCAUCCAACUAAUAUGUUACGUCCCUUUGUCUCCUCUAUUCUUAUUAAUCAACAAAAAGGAGAAAUGUUAAUUGUUCCAAGCUCAUCUUUCUCUUAAUAAUUAAUUAACAGUCCAUUGUAACACCAAUCAAAAUAUUAUUACGAUCAAUUUAUGACAAUAAUAAGAUAAAUAAUCGAAUGGAAUCAAA
Messenger RNA from Panonychus citri (citrus red mite), 2595 nucleotides. Its product is annotated as UPF0047 protein YjbQ-like. The coding region runs from base 869 to 1510 and encodes 213 amino acids. The transcript has 2 exons. NCBI's taxonomy places the organism in Eukaryota, Metazoa, Arthropoda, Arachnida, Trombidiformes, Tetranychidae. The record is from RefSeq and is a predicted model, not a curated record.